ACUCCUUUGGCCAGUCACGGGGCCAAAACCAGUGUUUGGAGCCACAGUGUGGUGGUGGAGGCAGCAGCAAUGGGAGGCCAUACAGCAACCUAUGACAAAAUGGAAACCAGCAGGAGCGUGAGGAGACCUGAAAGUGGCACAUGGCAGAGUGGGAGCAAUGGGAGGCGGUACAGGGACCCAGGUCACACUGUGGGCCCAGCAGCAGCGUGACCAGGCGGUACGGGGGCCCAUGGCCGAUAUGGGGCUUGGUGGCACCUAUGGAAGGCCUGUAAUCUGCCAGCAACCUAUGACAAAAUGGACAACCGCAGGAGUGUGAGGAGAUUUCAAAGUGGCACAUGGCAGAGUGGAAGCAAUGGGAGGCCGUACAGGGACCCAGGUCACACUGUGGGACCAGCAU
Molecule: messenger RNA, 397 nt
Organism: Staurois parvus
Lineage: Eukaryota; Metazoa; Chordata; Amphibia; Anura; Ranidae
Source: the annotation of a GenBank genome assembly